AUGGGUCUCAUGAGGCACAUGAACCACAUCGACCGCGAGGAACUCUACACAGACCUCGAGGCCCGCAUCCGCUACCUCCACAGCUUUCUCGACUUUAGCAGCAAAGACAUCGAGGCCCUCAUCCACGGCGCGAAAUACGUCAAGGCCCUCAUCCCCGCCGUCGUCAACAUCGUCUACCACAAGCUGCUGCAGUACGACAUCACCGCCCGCGCCUUCACCACCCGCUCCACCUCCUUCGAGGGCCCCAUGGACGAGGUCCCCGACGACAACUCGCCGCAGAUUCUCCACCGCAAGAUGUUUCUCAGGGCGUAUCUGGCGAAGCUGUGCUCUGAUCCGAGCAAGAUGGAGUUUUGGGAGUAUCUCGACAAGGUUGGAAUGAUGCACGUAGGCCUAGGCCGCAAACACCCCCUCAACGUGGAAUACAUCCACCUCGGCGCCUGCCUCUCCUUCAUCCAAGACAUCAUGACCGAAGCCAUGCUCUCCCACCCGCGCAUGGUAAUGCAAAAGAAGAUCGCCCUCGUAAAAGCCCUGGGAAAAGUCAUCUGGAUCCAGAACGACCUCAUGGCGAAGUGGCACUGCAAAGACGGCGCAGAGUUCCAGCGCGAGGGCGACGAGGAUGGAGAGGGGAUCGAGAUUGAGGAGGAGGGCUACCUUCACGGAAAGAAGAUUCUGGAGAGCGAGAGUGAUGAGGAAACUGCUGUUAAUGGGGUUCCUGGAGGCAAUGGGAACGGACCAAAGUCGCCUAGUAGGUUACCUACGAGGAGGCCGAAUAGUCCUGGUAGUGGAGGGGUCUGUCCGUUUACCGGGAUCUCGGCGGGGGUGGAGGGGAUGAAGGUCUCUGAGGGCAAGACGGAGAAGGAGGAGGGACCGCAAAGGGUCGAGGCUUCUGUUUGA
This is a messenger RNA of Colletotrichum lupini, 894 nucleotides long. RefSeq lists its product as uncharacterized. The record is from RefSeq and is a predicted model, not a curated record. Gene Ontology annotation, molecular function: heme binding; oxygen binding. NCBI's taxonomy places the organism in Eukaryota, Fungi, Ascomycota, Sordariomycetes, Glomerellales, Glomerellaceae. The coding region runs from base 1 to 894 and encodes 297 amino acids. The transcript is spliced from 3 exons.